AUCGACACGUCGAGUUCCAUCACCAAACCCUAACCAAGAACCCGGGUCGACUCGACGCUCGCCGAAUCGGAAGGAAGAGGAAGGCGAAGAGCGGAGGGCGAACGGGGAAGGGAGAUGAAGGUCCGCGCGUCGGUGAAGCGGCUGUGCGGGUUCUGCAAGGUGGUGAAGCGCCGGGGCAUCGUCUUCAUCCAAUGCACCGCUAACCCCAAGCACAAGCAGCGCCAGGGCUUCUCCACCAUCGCCGAAGCCGCCGCCUCAUGCCUCCACCUGCCGCCGCCACCGCCACCGCCCGCCAGCGGCUCCGCCUCCGCCGAGGCAUUCGCGGAGGCUUCUAAGGUGGCUAGGCAAGAGAUGUCUAUGAAGUUUAAUUGGCCACUGGGUUUAGCUGCCCUGUUGAAGAAUGGUGCAAAAUAAUGCAUCUGCUCUACUUGUUUAAUAAAAAUCGGAGAAUACUAUGUAGUUCGUGAUUUGAUAUCAAGUGUAGCAUCCAGUCUGUCACAAGAAUACCAAGCUGUACCAUCAUCAUGUACUUGCAGUCACUACUCAUUAGUUGAAUAAUAUGAGCAAAUGUUACUACUCUGUUAUCUUAA
Messenger RNA from Phragmites australis (common reed), 590 nucleotides. RefSeq lists its product as uncharacterized. The coding region runs from base 115 to 414 and encodes 99 amino acids. Lineage: Eukaryota; Viridiplantae; Streptophyta; Magnoliopsida; Poales; Poaceae. The record is from RefSeq and is a predicted model, not a curated record. Gene Ontology annotation, molecular function: structural constituent of ribosome. Gene Ontology annotation, biological process: translation. The transcript is spliced from 2 exons. Gene Ontology annotation, cellular component: ribosome.